AGAAACCUGGCUGGAAUUUACGCUUGGCCGUGUGAUGAAAAAUAUAACAUUGUAAUAUCCAAGAUAGGGCCUAAAGGAAAGCACAAAAUUGGCACUGAGUAAUAUUAAUGAGUGAUUUGCUGAACGGCCUUGCAGUAAUGAGAUGACGGCACCAGAGGUAUACACGCAUCUCAUAUCACGUGAUCUCAAAACACGACAUAAAUUGGUUCCCUGUCUGAAGCUUCUAUUCGCCUCAGCACAAUAUGGUGUUGUGUAGUAUCAUCUAUAAUACAUAAUCCUCUGGAUGCAUAUUAAAUUGUCUUGUAUCUUGGAAGUGUGUUCUUGGACAGUAUAGCGGUCUGGUAUAUUGGUUCUGAGUUUCUGGACAUGCAUGUGAUUCUCAGAUAGCUAUUUGGCACCAUAUUCUUCUUGAUCUUGCUCAAGACGAAUGCCUCGAUCUGACAACAUUUACGUGAGCAGGAAGUAAAACUCAACAUCUAACACUGAGACCGAUUUAUUGGGUACUUGACAGCUUUAACUACCUCUGGCAUCCGAAAUGCCAACCGAGCCACCAGAAUACACCAAACUAAUGCAGAAUGUGGCAAAACAGAUCGAAUCUACUCCUGAUGGACUCAUGGACUUCAGAAACACUAGUCGUGCUCAGGGGCACGUCAGGGCUUUCGAUCUUGACAAGAAAAGGGCAUACGACAUCAUCAGAAAUCUUCAGAAGAAGAUGAUUGUACAUCCGGGUCAGUAUGAGAAGUUUGUGGAGUUCCUAGAAAUCAUCGGAAGAGAGGAUGUCAUCAAGAUGCUUCCGGGUUACCAAGACUAUCAGUCUAAGGAUGGAGGGAAUAAUAACCGAGCUCAUUACAACACCAUACCGGAGAAGGUUGAAACCAAAAUUGGCACUUCACAUUCUGCAGUUGCUGGUAGGGUCACAGACAUAGAAAUCUCGAUUCUAUCGGACAGCAUCCCACCAGACUGCGUGCUUCGUUUUGGCAUCUUCCUCGACAUGUCCUAUCCGGAGAUCGAGACACAACGCCGACAAGGAGGAACUACUGGUAUGCUGUUUCAUUGGCGAAAAAAUGUGCCUGAGCGAGACCAAAGGCAACAACUUCAACAGGCACUGGAGGAGGCUCGCCUGGGUCAUCUGGUGACUGAUUGUUUUGGAAAUGGAAAGAAUUCUUCACGCAAAGACACAGGACCUCUGAGCCGAUCUUCAAUUAUAUCUGACAAGAUUUUAAGCAAGCUAGCUGGGAAGAUUGGCGAAGGAUGGUCACAGUUCGGCAUCCAACAUCUAGGCAUGUCAAAGGUCGACAUUGAUCAUUUCAAACACAACAGAUCAACCAUGGAGGAAACGAUAUUUGGCAUGUUGUAUGAGUGGCGUCAACGUCAUCAUGACGAUGCAACGAUUGGCAAACUACUUGAUCUAAUGGAGGAGAGUCCGAAUAUCUCACUGGACUCUUAUAGCUUUAUUCUAGAAGAACUGCAAAGCAGUGAUCUACACCAGUGAGCAUUGCGAAAGAAUAUGCGACUUAGUGACUGAUAUCAUGACAAGAGCGUCAUCAAGGUGCUAACAAACACAGGACUAUUUUAUUUGUCGAGUAUUAUACCUACAUUCCAGUUCCGUUGUGUAUUAGUGAUCCAGAAGAUGUGUUCGCCCUCAAGAUUUUGUCUAUGAACUCAAAGAUAUCGCUGGGUGUGUGGCCUCGACUCCUUUGAAAUCUCUCCUUCUAAAUUGUUGUAUUUAUUAUUUUGUGCGCGAAGUCGUCCCCGAUACUUAACUCCAUUAAAACUGAAGCGGCACUGGAGAUCGUUGGCCAUAUUUUGUACAUAAUCUUGAGAAUUGUCUAUAGUUUGAAGUUUGCUUCAUGAUUGCACCCAUGUUCAUCCGAGUAUUACUAUUUGAAACCAUGUAAACCAAACACUUCCUAGCAACCACCAUUCAUCAUUACCUUGCAUAAUGCACCAUUAUUUAUCAUUAUUUAGCACAAUAGUAAAUUAAAAUUGUUAUACUGAUAUUCAGAUGGAUUUGAUGACAUCUUGAUUUAUGUGUAAUUGUAUAAUGGUAAUUCGGAUGAAGUUGUUUGAAACUAGUAUGUGUCCUAUAUUGUGUAGACAAACUCUUUAUUAUAUAUUCAGACCUACGAACGAUGCAACAUCAACUACCCUUUAUUGAUGUUGCAUCGUAUGCAUAAGUUUGAAGAUCGAUAUUACAUGGAAAACCAUAUUGAAAAAAUAAACCAAUAUAUUAGUAUUAAAAUUGGUAUCAAUAGUUGUAUAGACUCAGAAAUUUUGUGUCCCAGAAAAUGGUGAUUUAUAUACAAAACUUUGG
Messenger RNA from Strongylocentrotus purpuratus (purple sea urchin), 2314 nucleotides. RefSeq lists its product as uncharacterized. Bases 536 to 1492 code for a protein of 318 amino acids. Gene Ontology annotation, molecular function: protein binding. Lineage: Eukaryota; Metazoa; Echinodermata; Echinoidea; Camarodonta; Strongylocentrotidae. Gene Ontology annotation, biological process: signal transduction; regulation of apoptotic process. The transcript is spliced from 6 exons. The record is from RefSeq and is a predicted model, not a curated record.